Molecule: messenger RNA, 3276 nt
Organism: Sinocyclocheilus grahami
Lineage: Eukaryota; Metazoa; Chordata; Actinopteri; Cypriniformes; Cyprinidae
Gene: bag6l
Product: BCL2 associated athanogene 6, like
Exons: 20
Coding region: 33-3074 (1013 amino acids)
Biological process (GO): ERAD pathway
Cellular component (GO): BAT3 complex
Molecular function (GO): misfolded protein binding; polyubiquitin modification-dependent protein binding
Source: RefSeq, a predicted model, not a curated record
CCGUGGACCAAUCAGUGCAGAGCGAGCCCAGGAUGAGGCUCCAGCUGGCUGAAAGCCUGCUGCGAGAGACACAGGCUUUAAUUCUCAGACUCGAGGGUCAAUCAAGUGAACCGUCAUCUCAGCAGGAGACACCACCUCCUCAGCCACUAUCAUCAUCAUCAUUCUCAGCACAACCAAUGGACAGCUCCCCACCUCCACCCUCCUCCUCAUCCUCUGCUUCACAGACAGAAGGAGCAACUCACUCUGGACCCAAUCACCCCAGCCCUUUAGAGUUGGUGGAGGUUCUGUCAGAGGUGCGAAGGGUGGAGGAGCGCCUCCGUCCAUUCAUGGAGAGAACACAUUCCAUCCUUGGAGCGGCCAGUUCUGCUGACUACAACAACAAUACUCAAGAACGUGAGGAGGAUCAGCGCACUCUCAAUUUGAUUGGCGAGUCACUCCAUCUCCUAGGUAACACAUUGGUGGCUCUGAGUGACCUCCGAUGCAAUUUAUCAGCUCAGCCACCCCGCCACUUACAUGUGGUGCGGCCCAUGUCUCACUACACUUCCCCUGUUGUGCUGCAGAGUGGACCACCCCAUAUUCCCAUUCCGAUGAACCUGGGCUCUACUGUGACCAUGACUGCAAACAGCAGACAGACAAGCGAGGGUCAGGCCCAACCUUCACAGCCAAGCAACCAAUCAGAGCCUCAGGGUCAGGCACCUCCUCCUCCACCGAAUGGAGCCAGUCAACAAACGGGUCAUGGUCAGGGGACUCCAAGAGUGAUCAGAAUCACUCACCAGACCAUGGAGCCAGUGGUCAUGAUGCAGAUGAACCUGGAUGCAGAUUCAGACAGUGGAGUGCAGGGCCAAAGGCAACAGAAUCCCAGCGCUGCUGGAGAGACUGGCACCACGACACCCAUCCAUGUACCAGGACUGCCACCCGAGUUCAUGCAGGCCAUCAUGCAUCAGAUCUCCCAGCAGGCUGUCGCCAUGGCAACUGCAGCCUCUGCCGGACACCAGGGGCAGCAGCAGGGCACUGCUGGCUCAGGUGCCCAGAGUGCAGACAGCCCAGCCUCUCCACCACCUCAGGCCAGGGUGGUCAUCACACGGCCCUCCUUAUCUCCACGCAUCCCCCAACCCAUGAGCACCAGAGGGACCACCAUCAACCUGCGGGCAACAGUGCCCCCCUCAGCAGGACAACAGACUAAUCAAGGCAACCCUAUGACGUCCUCCCCUCUCACACAGAUGGUCAGUGGUUUGGUAGGGCAGCUUUUGAUGCCAUUGCACACAGGAGAUCAGACAUCCACUACCUCAUCUUCCCACUCCUUCUCUUUCUCUACCUCCACAUCUACCCCUUCCUCCUCCAUCUCCUCCUCCACUGCUCCUCCAUCCUUUGCCAACACAUCCGGUCAGACAUCCACCCACACCACUAGUACGGCAUCCGUGGGUCAGUCCCAGGAGGGCGGCCCAGGAGAUAACCUAGCUCAGCUGCUGGGCUCACUUUUGGGAGGAGUUGCGGGAGCUGGUGGAGGGCUGUCUGGAGGUCCUCCAUCCAUUACAGUGACUGUUCCAGGUGUCCCUGCAUUCAUUCAGGGCCUCUCCGGGUUCAUUCAGUCCGGCCAGCCUGUGUUUCCUCCACCAAACCAGCAGCCUCCAUCCUCUCAAGCCACACCCUCUGCCCCUUCAGGAGCCACCCACACUACCACCCCUCCGCCUCCCAAUGGAGGUGGAGAGACCCUAAGCCCGGAGCUUUUUACAGGCAUCGUGCAGGGCGUCCUGUCCACCAUGAUGGGCUCUCUGGGUGCUGGUCAAGGCAACACUGAGAGCAUCGCCCAGUUUAUUCAAAGACUUUCCCAGACCAGUAACCUCUUCACGCCUGGAGCUGGAGAUGCAGUGGGGUUCUUUGGAGAUCUGCUGUCUCUGGUGUGUCAGAGUUUCUCCAUGGUGGACAUGGUUCUGCUGCUGCAUGGUAAUCCUCAGCCUCUGAGCCGCAUCCAUCCCCAGCUCACAGCCUUCUUCACUGAGCAUUAUCUGCAAGGCCGAGAGCCCACCGAUGCCAACAUAGCUAGUGCUGCUGAGGAUCUGAUCAAUGGACUAGAGGAGUACAUUUCAGAGAGUUUUUCCACUGUGACUGUUCGAGAGGGAGUGGACAUCAUCCAAACCAACUUGUCCUUCCUGAGACAACAGUUCACUCGCAUGGCUAUUCACAUUCUGCGCUGUACAGAUAACACAUUUGGUCAGCGCUUGUUGUAUCUGUGCACCCAGGGUCUGUUUGAGUGUUUGGCCCUCAAUCUCUAUUGCUUAAGAGGAGAGCAAAGAGCUUUAACCACCGUCAUCAACCACCGAAUUAGGAGAAUGUCAGCUGAAGUGAACCCCAGUCUGGUGAACUGGUUGACCAGUAUGAUGUCCAUGAGGCUGCAUGUGAUUUUAGAGCACAAUCCAGUCACUGAGGACCAGAUCCAGCAUUAUGUCAUCUAUACGCAGAGAGAGUCGUCUCAGAGAACAGAGUCAGACACACAAGCAAGCCAGCAGUCAGAUAACAUGAGUGUUGAGAUGGAAGAGGGUCUGUCUCCUGCUCCUGCCACCACUGCAGAGGAAGUCAUGGCAUCCUCAGGAGACACUGCUGACGCCGAUGAACCACCUGGCAGGCCAUUGUUAGAGGAGACACGAGGAGCAGUAGCCAUGGCAACUGCAGACAGGGAGGAGUCAGCUGGAGAGGUGGAGCCAUGGGCAGCAACUGUUCCACCUGAGUGGGUACCCAUCAUAAGACAUGACAUGUUGACCCAGAGGAAGAUGAAAUCACAGCCGCCUCUGUCUGAUGCUUAUCUGCAUGGGAUGCCGGCCAAGAGGAGGAAGACCGCACAGGGAGAGGGUCCUCACCUCUCUCUCGCUGAGGCCGUGAGUCGAGCUGCCAGGACAGCAGGGGUGCGACCUGUUACUGCCCCAGACAGCCUACAGGGGGAGCUGGAGGCACCAGAGCUGCAGGAAGCUUAUACACAACAGGUGAAGAGUGAUAUAAAGAAACGACUGCGUGAUGAUCCAGACUACAACCACCAGCGGUUUCCCAACACACACAGAGCUUUUUCUGAGGACUCCUAAGCAACCGCUCUGUUUACUCUGUCUUGUCAUCUGUCAAACACAGUCAUGACCAUGACGUCUCGAGGAAUGGCCAGUAGCGUCUCAUGCAUUGAGGGAUCCCAGUUGUUUAGAAAUGGCCGACUGACACAUAACUCGGAUGUCUGCCAUAGUCAGAUGUGUGGAUAGUGACUAAAUAGAGCCGGUGAACUAGACUGGCCAUGGA